Molecule: messenger RNA, 2671 nt
Organism: Heteronotia binoei (common prickly gecko)
Lineage: Eukaryota; Metazoa; Chordata; Lepidosauria; Squamata; Gekkonidae
Gene: SMU1
Product: SMU1 DNA replication regulator and spliceosomal factor
Exons: 12
Coding region: 166-1707 (513 amino acids)
Biological process (GO): mRNA splicing, via spliceosome
Cellular component (GO): precatalytic spliceosome
Molecular function (GO): protein binding
Source: RefSeq, a predicted model, not a curated record
GACAACGCCCAGAGAAGCGGGCGAGCCUCGUCACGUGACCCUCGUUCAGCUACGUCUUCCGCCAGUAGGUCCCUUGCACCGGAAGCGGAUGUGUGUUGGGGCGGAAGUGGUGUUGGUGUAACGUUUGGGAGUUAGAGAAGCGGUGGAGGCGGUUAACAGAGCAUCAUGUCGAUCGAAAUCGAGUCCUCGGAUGUCAUCCGACUGAUCAUGCAGUAUUUGAAGGAGAACAGCUUGCAUCGUGCCUUGGCCACCCUGCAGGAAGAAACCACUGUGUCACUGAACACUGUGGACAGCAUUGAGAGCUUUGUGGCAGACAUUAACAGUGGUCACUGGGAUACAGUCUUGCAGGCGAUACAGUCUCUGAAGCUACCAGACAAAACACUCAUCGAUCUGUAUGAGCAGGUUGUUUUGGAGCUGAUAGAGCUUCGUGAACUGGGUGCUGCCAGGUCCCUCCUGAGACAGACUGACCCCAUGAUCAUGUUAAAGCAGACCCAGCCAGAGCGAUAUAUUCACCUUGAGAAUCUUUUGGCUAGAUCCUACUUUGAUCCACGUGAGGCAUACCCAGAUGGGAGCAGCAAGGAGAAACGGAGAGCGGCAAUUGCCCAGGCAUUGGCUGGUGAAGUCAGUGUGGUGCCUCCAUCUCGUCUUAUGGCACUGCUAGGACAGGCACUGAAAUGGCAGCAGCACCAGGGUCUGCUUCCUCCAGGUAUGACCAUUGACUUGUUCAGAGGCAAAGCGGCUGUGAAGGACGUCGAAGAGGAGAAGUUCCCCACGCAGCUCAGUAGGCAUAUUAAGUUUGGCCAAAAGUCACAUGUGGAGUGUGCCCGAUUUUCUCCAGAUGGUCAGUAUCUGGUCACUGGCUCUGUGGACGGAUUCAUUGAAGUAUGGAACUUUACCACUGGGAAAAUCAGGAAGGAUUUGAAAUACCAGGCACAGGAUAACUUUAUGAUGAUGGACGAUGCUGUGCUGUGCAUGUGUUUCAGCCGGGACACUGAAAUGUUAGCAACUGGAGCCCAAGAUGGCAAGAUCAAGGUGUGGAAGAUUCAGAGUGGGCAGUGCCUGAGGCGAUUUGAGCGCGCCCACAGCAAGGGUGUCACCUGCCUGAGUUUUUCAAAGGACAGCAGUCAGAUUCUUAGCGCCUCUUUCGACCAGACAAUCAGAAUCCACGGCUUGAAAUCUGGGAAGACUCUCAAGGAGUUCCGCGGCCAUUCUUCUUUUGUCAACGAAGCGACUUUCACCCAGGAUGGUCAUUACAUUAUCAGCGCAUCUUCAGACGGCACUGUCAAGAUUUGGAACAUGAAGACGACGGAAUGCUGUAACACCUUCAAAUCGCUCGGCAGCACUGCUGGAACAGACAUCACUGUGAAUAGUGUUAUUCUGCUCCCUAAAAACCCAGAGCACUUUGUUGUUUGCAACCGAUCAAAUACUGUGGUCAUUAUGAACAUGCAGGGACAAAUUGUGAGGAGCUUCAGCUCUGGUAAGAGAGAAGGGGGUGACUUUGUCUGCUGUGCCCUUUCCCCCCGGGGGGAGUGGAUCUACUGCGUGGGUGAAGACUUCGUGCUGUAUUGUUUCAGCACAGUGACCGGCAAGCUGGAGAGAACUCUAACUGUCCAUGAAAAGGAUGUCAUCGGCAUCGCACACCAUCCCCACCAGAACUUGAUUGCCACCUAUAGUGAAGAUGGGCUGCUGAAGCUCUGGAAACCAUAGGACUGAUUUUUCAUUCCCUUCAGUGUCCUGGAAGGGUGUACAUUAUGGUGGUAUAGUUUUGUUGUUUUUCUUAUGAGGUCCAGAAAUGUUGCUUUUAAACUUCGACAGAAUUUCACAUUCAGGAGUGUGAGAAACGUAUGCAUACUACUUUUACACUGAUAAGGUUCGUUAGUGUUGUUCUGGCUAAUUGUGUGCUCGCACAGCAAAGGCAAUUUAAUUUUUAAAAAAGAAUAAUUGCUCCUGUAAGAUUUCCAUUCUGCUGUAUAUAAAGUUGAUGGGAAAGGAAUAGUUGUGUUUUGAAAUAUCUUAAGUUUUUGUGAAUUGAAUGUGAAGCAGAAAAAUCCUCUUGGCAGAAGCAAAAUUAUGGAAAGCAAAAUUGGGGGGGCUUUUAACAGUGUGAAAAUGAGGACUGUGUUAACAGUUCUGCUUCUCAAUGCUUUGUGUGGGUACAUUGAUGUUUGCAAUAAGCAUGAACCAGCCAAAGUGAAGAUCUUUAAAAAAUCCCACUGAUUUUUUUUUAUUGGGAAAGUAAUGUAUGAACUUUUAAUCUCCAUUUUUGAAACCAUUUCACUUUCGCCUGGGAUGGACCACUUAGUAAAUCUACCUGGCUUCCAAAAGACAAAUUCAAUGACAACACUACUUUUGUGGCUGUUCUCAUGGUGGGCAUUUAACUUCAGCCUUCUGUUUGCCCUAAUUAGCGUAGAAAACAUUGUCAUAAACGUUUAUAGACCUUUUAAGGCCCCUGGAGAUGUGUGGUUUGAACUGGUUUUGUUCAGCCUCCAUUACAAUUUAAGUCAAAAAGCUCUUUCUGUUUUCAGAAAACUGUCCAGUCUUGCUCUAGCUAUUAGUCUUGCUGUUCAGACUUAUCCCAUUGUUUCAAUCACCAAGCAUUUGUAGCUUUUAUUGGGAGCCAAUUGUUAUGUGGUUUGUUAUUCUUCCAGAAUAAAAACCUUGUCUAUUACAA